AACAAAAAGAACAGACUUGCACGUUUUUUCCAGUCAUUGUGCAAGAUGUGGUGUCUGAGAUCUUCAGAAGAUUGUGAAAAUGACAUCACUGUUGAGGAAUUAAUGAGGAGGAGGAGGAUGGAGGAAGAGGUGACCAUGAAAAAUGACAUUAUGGAGAAAAGGAAAGAGAAGAUGAAGGUGGAGGUGGAAAAGGAGAUGAUGGUGGUGGAGAAAGAGAACGUGAUGGUGGAGGAGGAAAAUGAGAUGGAGGUGGUGGAGGAAGAGAACUUGAUGGUGGAGGAGGAAAAUGAGAUGGAGGUGGUGGAGGAAGAGAACGUGAUGGUGGAGGAGGAAAAUGAGAUGGAGGUGGUGGAGGAAGAGAACGUGAUGGUGGAGGAGGAAAAUGAGAUGGAGGUGGUGGAGGAAGAAGAAAACUUGAAGGUGGAGGAGGACAAGAACGUAAAGGUGGAGGAAGAGAACGUGAAGGUGGAGGAGGAAAACAAAAAGGACGUUGAUGAAAUAAAUGAGGGUGAAAAGAAGGAAGAGGAGGUGAAGAAAAAGAGGAGGAGAAGGAGGAGGCCAAGGAUAAGUUGUACACAAGAGGACACUAUAAAGGAGGAGGUGGAGAUGAAAGUGACGGAGGAGGAGAGGAUAAAAGAGGCAGAGGAGGAAGAGAAAACGGACAAUGAGGUGAGAAAGGAAGCUGAGAAGGAGGAGGAGGAAGUGAAGAAGAAGAGGAGGAGGAGAAGAAGGCCAAGGAAAAUUGGUACACAAGAUAUAAAGGAGGAGGUGGAGAUGAAGGAGGCAGAGGGGGAAAACAAAAUGGACUCUGGUGUGACAAAGGAAGCUGAGAAGGAGGAGGAGGAAGUGAAGAAGAAGAAGAGAAGGAGGAGGAGGAAAAAGAAAAGUGACAGUGAUGAGAUAAAGGAGAGUACGAAAAUGGAGGAGCAGAUGAAGAAGAAGAAGAGGAGGAGGAGGAGAGUAAAGAAAACUGACACAAAAGACGAUCUCCAGAGCAGAGCUGAGGAACCUUUGGUGAAUGAGAAAAAAAGGGUGCUCUUUUAUUAUUUACAGAUUUGAAUUGC
Molecule: messenger RNA, 1064 nt
Organism: Danio rerio (zebrafish)
Lineage: Eukaryota; Metazoa; Chordata; Actinopteri; Cypriniformes; Danionidae
Source: RefSeq, a predicted model, not a curated record